CUUCUCUUAGUGGUUAUAAAUGUUGUCAACACAGCGCAGGCCUGGAGCAGCUAGCCCUUAGCUUCGUUCUUCGGGCAUUACAUCGUUUAUUAACCUUCUUGAAUCGGAAGCCCUGAUACAGGAGCCCGUUCAGCUGUUUCUUCACGUUGGUUUGCAACCGAGCUGUUGACCAAGGACCCCCUCCCGUACCAAGCGGUCCUCUUCUUCAGUCAGUGGAGGUGUGGACUGAUGUCCGCCCUGCCGACCCCCGCCACCCCCAUGCCUGCUGCGUUCUCUCUUCGCUGGCUCCAGCGCCAUGCCUGACCGGGACUCGUCCUACCUGUCAGCUGGUGGGGGCGGGGGCAGCCUGGGGGAGGAGGGGGGGCGUGGCUCGGGGUCAGGCGGGGGUUCAGGGGAAGGCCUAGUCGGCUCAGGGGCUGCAGGCUCCGUGGGGAUGGGCGGAGGAGGGGCCCUCGGCAACGGGAGCGGGGGUGGGGGCGCCGGCGGGGGGGCGGCGGCGGUGGCGGCGGCGGCGGCGGCGGCGGCCGGGCAGGUGGUGGACGGCGUGUGCCGGGACUUUGUGCGCAACGUGUGCAAGAGGGGCAAGCGCUGCCGCUUCCGCCACCCCGACUUCAGCGAGGUGUCGGACCUGGGCGUGCAGAAGAACGAGUUUGUGUUCUGCCACGACCACCAGAACCGGGAGUGCCUCCGCUCCAGCUGCCGCUUCGUGCACGGCUCCAAGGACGACGAGGACUGCUACAAGCGCAGCGGCGAGCUGCCCCCCCGGCUGCGGGGCAAGGUGGCGGCGCGCCUGGGCCUCUCCCCCACGGACCUGCCCCACAGCCGGGGGGAGGUGCCCCUCUGCCGGGACUUCCUGAAGGGCGAGUGCCAGCGCGGCAGCAAGUGCAAGUUCCGCCACGUGAAGAAGGACUACGAGUUCGAGCCCGCCCCCCGGGCGGGGGUGGGCGGGGCCAUCGGGGCGGGGAGCGGCGGCGGGGGCGGCGGCGGCGGCGGCAUGGUGAACGCGGGCGGGCCGGUGGGUGGGGGCGGCGGCGGGGGGGGCGUGGCCUGCGGGGGGAUGGCAGGGCUGGUGGGGGGGGUGGGCGGGGGCAACGUGCUGGGGAUGGGCUGCCCCAGCCUGGGGGUCCACCGCGAGGCGGCCAUCUCCGGCGUGGGGGGCGUGGGGCUGGGGGGCUGCCUGUCGCUGGGGCCCCUGGGGCCGCGGCGCUACGAGCGGGGGCCCUGCUCGGUGUACGACCCGCUGUUCGAGGGGGCGUUCUUCGAGCCAGGGCCCAUGGAGGUGCCCGUGGACCACGGCACGCUGCAGCUGAAGCGGCGGCGGCUGGAGGGGCUGCGGCUGGUGGACGCCAGCGGGGGGGGGCACUUUGAGCUGGGGGUCCCGGCCCCGCUGCCCCCCCGGCCCCUGGAGUACCGCUUCCUGGAGGAGGAGAACUGCCUGCUGCGCAAGAGGGUGGAGGAGCUGAAGAAACAGGUGUCCAACCUGCUGGCCACCAACGACGUGCUGCUGGAGCAGAACGCGCAGUACCGCAGCCAGGCCAAGGUGAUCACGCUGACCUCCACGCCGCUGCCCUCCGACAGCCUGGGGCCCGCCGUGGUGAGCUCCUACAACCACAGCAUCGCCCAGACCCACACCACGCUGAGCAGCGGGGGCCUGCAGCCCCGCGUCGUCACCCAGCAGGACCUGGCCUCCAGCAUCGCCCCCCCGGCCCCGCCCCCCAUCGCGGCCCCGCCCGCCAUCACGGCCCCCCACCUCAGCGCCGAGAUCACGCCCCUGGCGGCGGCCCUCGUGCAGACCAUCGCCCAGGGGCUGGGGACGCCGGUGUCCAUGGCGUCCGUGGCGGUGUCCGUGGCGCCCGUGGCGGUGUCCCUGUCCCAGCCGAUGGUGGGCCUCGCCAUGAGCCACGCCACGGCGGGUCUGACCAUGAGCCACGCCACGGCGGGUCUGACCAUGAGCCACGCCACCGCCCCCAUGGUGUCCUACCCCAUCGCCAGCCAGAGUAUGAGGAUCACCACGCUGCCCCACUAGGGGGCGCUGUGGGCCCCGUCAGCGCCCUGUGGUGGGGUCACCACGGUUCGAUGUACGAGGGACUAACGGCAUUACAGAGAAUGUAAUCAGGUUAGGAAGAGUGGACCUUGGCAACCAAAGGGGGAAAUAAAGAGAAAACAUUACAGCCCUCCUGAGCGUUGCUACGGACGACGAGCAACAGGACCGACAGACCAGGAAUAGCAUCAGGAGAAAUGCAGCGAGGCCAUUUGUAAUAUUUGAGGUAUUUCCAUGAGUCACGAGGGGAACAGAGCCCUCAAAGGUCGUUCUCAAACGCUCUUGUGUCAUUUACUGUUUGGUUUUUCCAAUAAGAAUUACACCUUGUUUCUGUUG
Gadus macrocephalus (Pacific cod) is the source of this 2377-nucleotide messenger RNA. RefSeq names its product zinc finger CCCH-type containing 10 (gene zc3h10). Bases 296 to 2026 code for a protein of 576 amino acids. The record is from RefSeq and is a predicted model, not a curated record. Gene Ontology annotation, molecular function: metal ion binding. NCBI's taxonomy places the organism in Eukaryota, Metazoa, Chordata, Actinopteri, Gadiformes, Gadidae. The transcript has 3 exons.